Umbelopsis ramanniana AG is the source of this 276-nucleotide messenger RNA. RefSeq lists its product as uncharacterized. The transcript has 2 exons. Lineage: Eukaryota; Fungi; Mucoromycota; Umbelopsidomycetes; Umbelopsidales; Umbelopsidaceae. The coding region runs from base 1 to 276 and encodes 91 amino acids. The record is from RefSeq and is a predicted model, not a curated record.
AUGCAUUCUCACGCCCCGAGAUUUGGUGAGAGUAACGAGUUUAAAAGCUGGAUAUCAAGCUGCACCUCCUCAAGAGUAUCCAUUACAAAUCUCUGCUAUCAAUUUUCCAAACUCUUCCUGGCCUCCAACUCUGUCACUGUUUCUCAAGUCUCCCAAAGUCCUCCCAAGUCUCCCAAGUCCCAAGUUCCUCCGAAGCAUCCAGGGUUGUACAAAGAAGACGGCCGUAUAAGCUCUCAAGCUACCAUACCUGUACGGUCGUCUAACCCGCCGGGAUAG